Molecule: messenger RNA, 1566 nt
Organism: Lichtheimia ornata
Lineage: Eukaryota; Fungi; Mucoromycota; Mucoromycetes; Mucorales; Lichtheimiaceae
Exons: 3
Coding region: 1-1566 (521 amino acids)
Biological process (GO): ubiquitin-dependent endocytosis
Cellular component (GO): plasma membrane; cytosol; cytoplasm
Molecular function (GO): protein-macromolecule adaptor activity; ubiquitin protein ligase binding
Source: RefSeq, a predicted model, not a curated record
AUGAAUGGCUCAGGGAUCAUAGCCGUCGACCUUAGCUUUCCCGAUACAGUCCAGUUCUUUGCCGGCCGUCCUUCCAAGAAAACAGACCUCCCGUCAACGCCCUUAUCGUUUCCUUCAAUCACGUAUCCUCGUCGCCAAAAGUUGCGUGGAAAGCUCAGAAUCGUAAUGUCACAAGCAAUCAAGUUGAAUCAGGUGGAGGUUCGUUUCAACGGCCAUACCGAGCUCGCUUGGCGUGAUCCUCUGAAAUCCGAACAUUCUUUCCUUGCCGAGCGAAUGAAUGAGCGCAAGACACUUCGAAAGUCGAAAAGCACGUUAUUGGAAGAGGCUACGUUACCGGCGGGGGUUACCGAACUAGGAUUUGAGAUCACGAUACCCGGUCAUCUGUGCCCAACAUUCAAAUCCAAGUUUUUGGAUAUUACUUACAUGAUCACUGCAAAGAUCGUCCCAGCAGGAGCAAAAUUAUGCAAAAAGCCGAUUCGGGUGGAGAAGGAGAUUUGGUUACAAAAGACACUUUUGCCCCAUGAUAUUGCAACAUUAGCUGGUUACCAAGUGCCAUUGUUGACCAUGAGUGGUGCCUCUCGACGCGGUGAUGAUGAUACGAUCAUACGUUACGAAUUUCGUGUACCAAAGUGGACUUGCCUUGAUAAUGAUACGAUUGACUUUGAUGGUACUUUUAGUAUAUCAUCAUCAUCAUCCAGCAUCACUGGCAUAGCCAAGGUAGAGGUGGAUAUGGUCGAACAGCAUUUUUAUCAUUAUGACAUGACAAAGGAUGACAAAGAGGACCAUUUGGCAGAGACACCUAUCGUAUUUGGAGAUCGGUUGACAAAACGACAUUUGUUCAUAUCCCACAAUGAGCCUUCAAUUUAUCUUUUUCCUCCUCUUGAUACCAACAUUGCAUUCUCAUUUCCUAUCAACAAUAAGCAUUCUCAAUCCGAUUCGACAGCACAUCCUCCUCCUCCAUGUCGUAUCAAAUCCAUCCCCUAUGCUCCAACACGCCUUGCGCCACCGCCAGACGAUGACAUUUUACCAACAUCAUGCUCAUGGAUCUUGGAUAAUGCACAAUACUAUUCACCUGCCACCAUUAUCAGUAAAGGGAAUCUCUCUUAUUCACUCGAUUCACCCUUUCUGGAAAUCCGUCAUUUCAUUCGCCUCGUUAUCCAUCCUCUCGCAAAUGAUGCUACUCCUCAACCUGUUUGCAUUGGCUUACCCAUCCAUAUCACCAGGAAGUUGACACCUCCCCAGGCGUCUUCAGCAGAUGAAUUACCCACCUACAACAGUAUCACACGUGAUGUUGAACGGCUACCCGACUAUGUUACUACCAUGAUGGAUAUGGCAGCUCCAACAACAAAUACGGAUGACGAAGCAGCUCUUUCACCAACACCACAGGAGGGAACAAUGGAUGAAGUUGAUAUCUCUGAUCUCUACAAUGCUCAAAGGAGUAGGCAAUCCACCCAUUCUUCCGAAUACUCAAAUUCCACCGCUUCAUCAUCCCAUGGGAAACAAAAUCAACAUGAACGGAUAUUGAUACAAGAACGUAGGCUGGAAGAUUUCUGGAUCAUUCCUUGA